Messenger RNA from Biomphalaria glabrata, 9373 nucleotides. RefSeq lists its product as uncharacterized. NCBI's taxonomy places the organism in Eukaryota, Metazoa, Mollusca, Gastropoda, Planorbidae. Bases 177 to 1478 code for a protein of 433 amino acids. The transcript is spliced from 3 exons. The record is from RefSeq and is a predicted model, not a curated record.
ACACGUAAGCAAAACAAACAAUAUUGAGUGAGGUUAUCGUUGAAAACAUCAAAGCGAAACAGUUAAAUUGUGUCAGUAGGCCUACUAGAUGAAGAUAGUGGCUACAUUCCUAUAUAUAUAUAACUGAACGAAAUACUUCGCAAAGCUCUACAUUUGGUUUGUCUUUCAGAGACACAAUGAGGCACUUGAACAAACUCUCGGAACCUUUGUUGUUGUUUAUUUUGGUGUCCUCAUUGUCCACCCUGUCAGCAGAACCUAUCUGCAACGAAGUUUGUUUCAAGGGGAAGUACUGUGACUUGCAGACGCACACUUGUAUAACGUGUCCUUAUGGAUCAUUUAUGGCACUUGACGCGCACACAAAGACAUUUUGUAUCAAGUGGACAAGGAUGUCUGGACCUCAUGUGACACUUGUUAAAGCUGGCUCCAGUGAACGAGAUGCUGUCUGGGGUUGUGAAGAAGGUUUCGACCAACGCAUUAUAAGCGCUGCUGGUGAGUGGGCUUGCAUGAAAGCCUCAACCACAUCCACAACCACUCAUUCAACCACACCAAAAACUACUUCUACAUUGCCCAUUGCCACGAUGAGGCUAGAAACUACAGUCGCGACCGGAAGUAUUCAAGAAUCUAAGACAGCAUAUAUUGUCAUUGGCUCUACUAUUGGUGGAGUCGUUUUUUUAUCUAUAAUAGUGGGAGUAGUUGCUCUUACCUGGUACAUUAGGAAUAGAAAUGAUCGCUCAAAUAACAAUUUGUUACAAGACUCAGGUAAACCAAUGUUGACAACAAAGGGGAGUAUUGCUGAAUAUGUUAUUCCGAAUGAUUUGCAAAACUUGUUCUCAAAAGUUGUGCAAGUCCUAGGACUUAACGAGUUUAAAACUCUCAUUAUUUAUUUGCCGGAUCCAAGCAAAACUUUUAAUACGAAUUGCGAACUGAAUUCAAUAGAGGAUUGUGAUUUUAUUCUAAAAGCUUGGGCACAAUCCAAUCCUGACAUUAAACACUCCUUGCACCUUAUGAAUUCAUUGCAACAGAUCGGUUAUAUUCUACCCAAAGAGACAAACAAGUUAGACAUCAACGAAGUGACAGAGUGUUUGUCCAAAGCUCACACACUGAAUGGGGCAUACAUACAAUUCUGUUAUAGACUUUUCACGUCACUAGGGCCUCAGCAUAUUGAUCUGUUGGUAUCAUUAUGUCUAAAAGCUGAUUACGACAACCGUAUGAAAGGAAGGAACCCCGAAUCAGCUUUUGUCGACACACUCGGAAAAUGGGCAUUUCAAUUUCCAUUUGUUUGGAAUGAACAAUUAGAAUGGGAGCCUUUGUGUACCGUAAAGGAAGAGCUGACGAGCAUGGGCAGGAAGGACAUUGUCGAUUAUUUCAGGGAAAGAGCUGCCAACGUUUACGAUGUGAUGUCUACAUUUAGAAAGAUUCAAAAUGACGAAGUUGCUGAUGUUAAUCUUUUCGAUCUUGUUAAUUCUAAUCAUCGGUGACACAUGGAAGUCACAAUUCCAUCGCUGUGUCUGCUACACCCUGAGGCUUUCUACAUUCGUUUUUCUUUAGAAGUUCUUCAUCAGCUAGUCAUGCCGCAUCCAAGUUGAUCCAUCUUAGUCCAGGCUGGCCCUUGGUUUUACAGCGUCCAAUCUUGAUGAUUGAAAGUUUAGUCUUAAUCAAAUAAACAGUCUACCGAAUCAAAACAAUUCGAACUGGCUGUAGACGGUUUAAUGAUUUACAUCAUGUCUACAAAGCGGAUACGAAAUACAGCUGAUAUAGUUAUGAAGUUCAGUUGUCAAAACAAAACAAAAAGUUAUAUCAAGAUACAUGUGAUACACAGAAUAAUUGAAACUGAACAAUAAACAUAUUUAAUUUUAUGUUAAACAAAAAAAGAUGCUCAAUAUUAACAAUUUAUAAAUUUGAUCUGAUAACAAAACAAUAGAAUGAAAUCUCAUAAGAGAAAUGAGAAUAUUAAAUUAAAUAUGUUCAUUGUUCAGUUUCAAUUAGCAUAAUUUUAUGUUCAUAAUAAAGGUAUCUUAAUUAUAUAUAAAUAAAUCAUUUUUCGCGACCUUGAUUUUGAGAUCUACGCACUCAUUGAUUCUCAUUUUAUCCGUCCAUCUGUUACCAAGAUGCCUAAAAACCUAAAAGCUUUAAAAGUUUUAAAUUUUAAACUCCGCAAAUUAAGCGCCAUUUAUUGCCUAGCCAAGUCGUAACGUAAUGAAUGAGCAAGAUACAUCAACUGGGGCCGUAUAUGAGUUUUUGGAAAACACCAAUUCCUUUUACUAUAUUUCUUUUUCAUUUGUUUUUAUACUGAUUGUUAUUACUAUUUCUUUAUGUGUACUUUAGACUCGUGUACACAAUCAUGGUGCAGCUUUGUAUUAUUUUGUAUUUGUUCCUGCCCCUACAGUGGCGUAGAUAGAAAAUUUCCAUCAUUUGGGGCCCCUGCAUUUUGAGUAAUAUUUAAUAUUUAAUGCAAAAGACACUCAUUUGGAGGCCCCUCAAAUGGGGGCUCGGGAAAUUUUCAAAUUCUUCCUCCUCCUCUAUACAUACUAGCUACGCCACUGUACCCAUAUGGCAAUGAAAUGGGAUACAGUUGUAAAUGUCACAGAUUGUCAUCCUCCUUCCAAUGUUAUCAUUAUAAAACAUAUAUUUAACUUUUUCAUCUUAGUCUUUAAAGAGUGAUGUCAAUGUUAGUAGAAAUAUGAUUUAAAAUAGCGCUCUUUGAAGAAGAGCAUUGACUGUACGAAACAAAAAUGCCUUUUUAUAUUGUAUAAAAUGUUUUAGCAAUCUGUGGUAUCCAACGUCUCAAGAGACGAUCUUUUCCAUUUCCAACUUCUCUUGUAAGCUGUGGCUAAAAUAAGCCAGUACUUGAUACACAGCUGCGGUUAUAGGUUGGGCAUCUGUAAUCACCGGUGACCCGUCGAAAUAGCGCGGACAAAAUAGCGCCUUCAAAAUAGCGCCGACAAAAUAGCGCGAAAUUUCCCGAAAAAAUAGCGCAAAACAAAAUAUCGCGGACUUAUAUAUGAUGUGUAUAAAAGUGCCGGAUUAUUAGUAAUUUAAUGUCCUGGGCAUCAUUUUUGUUGAUGUCUCUAUCUUCUUCAAUAUUAAUAGAUCUGAAAGUAUGCCAUAUUUGCAGAGAACGAGAGUAAAUUAAAUUGUAUAUCAUUCCCCUUUUUUUACCUUUGAUUAAAAUGCAUAACUUGCUAAACAUAGGAUUUUGAAAUGUGGUGACCCCUCAAAAUAGGAUAGGAAAAUACGAAAGUGUGUUAUACUAUAAUCAGAAAUAUGCGGCAUCUUUCUUUGAUCAAAACAAGGCGUCUUUUGCCGCAACAUUGGCAAACUUAGGUGUGUCAGGAUUAGUUAAGUUCACUGAUUUUGAUAUUUCCUGUCCAUCUUCCUAACACCAUCAAAUAGAUAUCAAAUUUAGGAGUGUCUAUUUGGACUUUAGGCCUGAAUCAAUUUCCGGUCUCUCCCAAGUACACCCAUCAUGAGACAAGAAAUCUUGCCAUCCUCUCGUUAUGGUAUGUUCUUUUCCAUGACAACAUUCAGUUGUUUUUUCUUAAACGGAUACGAAUGUUUGUCAAGAUGCUGUUAACCCUUUCAUUUGUUCCACCUGCCGAUGUAAAUACUGCCUUUGUUGUAGGGAAUUCGUAUGACUAUUGGGAGGACAGCUAUAUGGGUCGCCAGAGACGAAACCGCAGAGUGACUCCAAGAUUUCCCAUUAGCAUUAUGGAAUGCUAGAGAUCUUGUGCAGGACAAUCUACCACUAACUAACAAUUCAGUGAAGGCAUGGCAACAUGCAUUUCAGCUGUCUAUUGACGGUCAACACCCUAAUGUGUACAAGGUAAUCUCUCACUUCCUCAGAGAACAGGAGAACACUGAGAACAAGAUUCUGAGGUACAAUGCUGGAGAACGAAGUAAAGCUGCAAGCUUGACAAAGUACCUCCAACUUAACAGACGUGAUACAUACAUAUAUUAGACAUAAACGAAUAUUUACGUUCAUAACUUAACAGACGACUUGAAGAUAUAGUGCCAAUGUAGGAAAACAAGUCAGUGAUGGAAUUUCUACGUGACAUUUCCUACAAUUUAACUUUGUGAAAGUUUGUGUGUGUGUGUGUGUGUAAAUUUGACAAGUAUCUUUUCGUGUUUUUGAAGCAGUGGCGUCACUAGGGUGGGUGUCACCCUGUGCGGUCAGCUCAGGGUGUCACCCCCAUACAUUUGUUUUCGUUUGUUUGUUACAUGUAGUUGAUAUAUAUCUACGGUUUUUUUUUUAUUGUUCAACAACUAUAAAAUGAGUGUCUAUUACAUUUUAAAAUUCAGUUGUUUAUUACAAUUUAUCUACAGUUCAAUGGGUUUUGCCUAGUCAUGUGAAACUCUGUAAUCAUCUGUAAUCUUUGGAAUGGAAGAAAUUGCAAUUUAAAUAGAGUAUAGUUCAAUUUUGGCACAUAAGUAAAUUGCACUGUUUUUUUUUCUUCUGCAUUUCAAACUUAUCAUUAACUUGAUCAAAAUGAAUGCCUUUAACGAUUUCAUUUUUAAUAAAAUUCCCCUUUGUGAAAGUGUCGUUUUUUUUCCUUUAUCUCAAAAAGUUCUUAAUUUCAAUAAUCCUUUUUUUCACAUGACGCCAUAGAUAAGCAGAUGGUAAUAAACGAUUGAAGGCUUUGUUAAAUGACUUAGAAAUAUUUUUUAAGUUUUAGUGGCAUCAUGCACUGUCGACUUUUAUUUUCUUCAAGAAACUUUACUUGCCUUAAGAGCCCUUCUCAGUCAUUGCAUUUCUGUUUGAAUGUCGCAUUUUGAAAUUUCUUCGUUGGUUGUUGAACUAAAAAAUUUCAGUUGGAUUGCUUAAAAGUUAUCUGCUACAUUAAUGUUUGCUUCCUGUCCAGUAGUAGUUACAGCUCAGAGUUAGAAAAACGAUCAAUGCACAUAAGAAUGAACCUCUUGUUUUUUUUAUAUUUUGUUCUUCUGAAUCACAGGGUUUGUUUUUUUUUUUGAAGAGCCUUUUUUAAAUAACACUUAGCGCUAACGUGUUAUGCUUUUGUUGAAAAUAAAGUUUAAUUAGUCACCACUUUGUCAAUAGUCUAAUGAUAGGCAUAAUCUUGUGUACAUUUGUCCUUCUAGUACAUCUCCCCCUCCCCCUCAAUUUCGAUUGCUUUUUUUUGUCUCCCUUGAAAUCGUGUAAUUUCUAAAUCUGGUCAGCGUCUUAUGUCAGGUGUGCUAUGUCUGGUGUGUUGUCAAACAAAAUACAAAGGUGCUUACAGUCAUUUUGACUUUUACGUCGUUUACUAAAACAUUUAUACACUUUUCACAUUACAGAUGUACUUUCAGCUAUGGGUUGUAUUUACAUAACAUUUCCAUCAUCUCAUGGAAAUUUUUUAUUCAAUAAAGACUCGUUGUUAAUAUGGUCACUAAAUGACAAAUUUUAUAGAAACAGUCCGCGCAAUAUCUCCUUCCGUUGUUUUUCUUCUUUACAUGAAGCAUUGCAACGACUUUCUUGUCCAUUGUAUUUAUAGCCGGAUGCUCUUGUUUUCCUAUUUUCCAAUCCAGUUGAAUUCUUCAUACGUCUUUUAAUAUUCCAAUUUCGGACUUACUUUCAACCACACAUGAAAUUAAGUCACUAAUUUCUAUUUCAUUUCAAUACAAUUAGUUGAAAAUUGUCGAUUACAAAAGAAUACAGUUUUUUUGCUAUUAAGUGACUAAAUCGUCCCCAUUAGGAAGCAUCAGAACCAUUCUUGGCACUAGCCAAGAAGAAAAAUCCCCUAAAAUAUUCAAGUAUAUCAUUCGACGGACACAUUGUAACAUUUCCUUUAUCUUGGCUACAGCUUCUUUAACAGAAAAACGAAAAAAAAACAUCAUCAUUUUCAGUAAUCUCAAUGGCCAAUUAUUUGCUUUCAAAUUCUACAAAAUGUACAUCAAUUACAUAUGAGAGUUCAAUACUAUUUUAUACCUGAAGAAUGUCUUCCUUUGUUAAACAGUAACUAUUGGUUGGUAUCCUGAUAUUACGGCGCUAGCUACAAAGUCAAUAGAUUCGAUUAAAAUAUUGUUUUGAAUCAAAGCAGUAGGCCUUUUCAUAUAUAUACAUACAUGCAGCUGGUAAACAUCUGAAUGAAAGGCUUCACGUUUUCCUUGAUAUAUUAAGUAUGAUAUAGAAUUUUAAACCUUUUAAAAUGAUUUAAUAAAAAAAAUUAAAUUAAAAUAUGUUUGGUUGAAAUGAAAAAAAAAAGUAUAAAGAUCAAAUUUAUUUCUUGUGAAUAGCAUGUUCCAAUAUUUAGCCACUGUCGUUUAUUUUUUUUAAAUUGUCAGUUAUUUACAAAGUGUAUUUUUUUACUUGGGUGUCACCCCCCUAACGGGUGUCACCCGGUGCGGACCGCACCCCCCCCGCACCCCUCUAGUGACGCCACUGUUUCGAAGUACACUUUUAUAAUGUAAAUAAAUACUAUAUUUUGAAUUAUUCAUUUUGAUUUUUUGCUUAUUCAUGUUUUAAGAUAUCUAAAGUGUUUCCUGCAAAAUGACUGAAAAAUUAUGAUAACAUUAAAAUAAAAACAAAAAAUUGGCUCUAUUAAUAUUUUACUAUAUCUAAAGUGUUUCUUUCAAAAUGACUAAAUAAUGUUUUGAGCUAUUUUGUCGGCGCUAUUAUGUUCGCGCUAUUUUGUCGUCGCUAUUUUGUUCGCGCUAUUUUGUCGGCGCUAUUUUGACUGGGUACCGUAAUCACCAGAUCUUUCUACUUCUGGUGUGAAUACCAUUUGCAAUCCAUGUGGAUCUAACUAGUGCAACUUUUUCCCCAGAUAAUAGCGUCGAUUUCCAAGAGCUUCAUGUCGCGUAUAGUAUAGCUUAAAAGUUUGUGGCCUGCAGCUCUUCUGCUUUCAAUUAGAUCACCAUACAAAAUGUCUUGUGGGAAUCAACCUUUUAAAUGUGUCAUAAAUAUGCAUAUUUAUUUCAAUAACAAAAUGUAUGUUCCCAAAAGACCAGAAUUAGUUGCAGCAAUUUGGAAACCACUGCGCAGUUCAUCUCAUGUAUUGGUCUAGUCAUCUGAACACUCCAACAUAACAAUGAGAACGAAGAAGAAGAAGUUGGUGCAAUUUAUUUUUUCAUUCAUGUAGACAUGUUAUAGAUUGACGGACUUCACAAAAACAAUAACAUCUGUGUGGCAGACUGGUUUGGCUACAAUGGUUUCGAACCCCAAUUCGAGUGAGUUGUGAGAGUCUAAAGGCAGCAUGGAAACCUUAUCCCCAAAAAUUUCUCCUCACACAAAGUCCAGAAAAAGAUUCGACCAGAGCGCACUGAACUUCCUCUAGCAAGAAAGAUGCGUUAUAGAAAAACAUUGUUAAAAUAAAGAAAAAAUACUCUCUUUUUUUUAAUAAACCAAAGCUUAUAUUAAGUGUAAUUGCAUCAAUUAUUAUGUGUCAAUCAUGUACUUAAUUUGUAAUAGAUAUAGAUUAACAAUAAUAUUUUUUUGCGACUGGAAUUUGUUUUUUUUUUUUACAAAACUUUUUUUCAACUCGAUCUGUCUGUCUGUCUAUCUGUCUGUCUAUCUGUCUGUAUAUCUGUCUGUCUAUCUGUCUGUAUAUUUGGUAAAAAGCUUGUACACGUUUUUUCCCUCUCUCGAUCUUGGAUCAAGUUGAAAUGUUACACUAUUAUUUCUUAUACCUGACAAAACAAAACAAAAAGAAUCAAUAGCAGAAAUUAAUAAACUAGUUUAUUAAUUAUGGGUAAUUAAUUAUUUUGUUUAGUAUCAAACAAGGGAAAGAAAUUGUACUUGACAGAUGUGAUGUUAUAAGUUGAAUUAGUCCCCAUUAUACUUUGCGCAGAGAAUUAGUGCGUCGCUUUUAAGUUUGAAACUUACAAUAGGUAGCAAUAUAAAGCGUUCCAUUUUCAUAAGCAUUUUUGGCCGGCCAAGUGGUUAUGUGUAUUGGCUUGGAGAAGCUUGAGCCCUCGAGUUCGAAUUGAAGUUGCACAACUUUAAAAGAAAAAUACAUUUAAAUUUUAAAUACAUCACGGUAACCUUCACCCAGAUACCCCCCCCCCCUUCUUUUUUCCCAACUGGUCCAGACAAGUGAGAUAGAAUCAUAAGCGUUUAGAGAGAAGGUUAAACUUAUUUUAUUGAAGAACCUCUUUUUCCUACCUAUUGUCCAGAGAGAAAAGAAAAUGCUGGCAUUAUUUCUACCUUCUUAGAUGAUAUUUUAAAAUGCUUCAAAUUACAUAAUUAUUUGUAAUUAAUUUUUUUUGUCGGUGUAUUGUUAGUUUUUUUUUCCAUUUAAAUUAAAGUAAAGACAGUUACACUUUUACAAAUAUUGCUGGCUUUUUUUUUUUUUAAUUUUAAGCUAAAGAUAUCGAAAAAAAAUAUUAUUUUCCUGAAUUUUCACAUGUGCAUAAGCAUUCAAUAAUUCGAAGUUCUGAAAAUAGUCUAUAAAAGUAAUGCCAUUACCACAACACAAUUCACUGCUUUUACUCAAAGUAUAUACCACGUUAGUAUGUCUUCUUGCUAAGUGGAAGUGUUGAAACCCCAAGCCUAGGAAUAGCGGGGUCUCGGGAAUGGAUCAUGUGACCUCAAUAUAUACUAACUAAUUUAAACAAUAAAUUUGGAAUAAUCAAUAAUCCAUGAUGGAAUGGAUCGCUUAAAACAAAAUUUUGUCCUUAUCUUGGCCAUAAAGGUCUUUCCAAAUGAAUAAUAUUGAAUAGGAUUAAGUAUCCAAAUGCUUUCUUAAAUUCUUAAUGUAUGAUAUCUUGGUAUCUUUUGGUACUUAACGAGGCACCAAUGUAUGAUAUCUUGGUAUCUUUUGGUACUUAACGAGGCACCAAUGUAUGAUAUCUUGGUAUCUUUUGGUACUUAACGAGGCACCAAUGUAUGAUAUCUUGGUAUCUUUUGGUACUUAACGAGGCACCAAUGUAUGAUAUCUUGGUAUCUUUUGGUACUUAACGAGGCACCAAUGUAUGAUAUCUUGGUAUCUUUUGGUACUUAACGAGGCAUCUGUGUGAUAGCUUUUUAAAGGCAUUUAAAAUGGGGGCGGGGGACGAACUGAAUUCGAACUCAUGGCUCAAGCCUUCUCAGGAUUUUCAAGCCAACACUGUAACCACACUGCAACUGGAGAGCCUAAAAACAUGGACGAGUGUCUAGUUCUCUAUUGUUUCUAUAGUCUGGUCCUUUUUUUGUUUCAUGUUGUGUUCACUAAAACGAUGACCUAUAAAAUGGUCUAAUUCAGUUUAUACCAUAUACCACUUCAGCAUAAUAUUAUACUGUAUUGAGAAUAGGCUACGAUUUAUCAACGGGAGUGGUAUUUUGUAAUCAUCAGCUAUGCUUUCGAGUUAGUACUUACUGUCAGGUUCUUGUGUUCUUGUAUUUAUCAAAUUAUUAUUAUAUAUUUCAAAUGUAAAUAUUUAUUAAUAUUAAAUAUUAUUUCAA